AAAUGCCGCUCCCGGCACCGCCGCUCAGCACUGCGGCCCCCGCGCAGCCCCCGCCGAGCCCCCGCCGAGCCCCCGCCGAGCCCCCGCCGUACCUGAGCCAGUACCGCGGCGGGGAGCGGCUCUGAGGCCGGUACGGUGCCCGCAGCAAGGAUGAAGCUCCUGCCGGUCGCUCCUCUCCUCCUGCUUGUCCUAACGACACUGGAAGCCAGGCCAAAACCUGCAGCCCUGAAGUGCAGGACGGGCCCCCUGGACAUCGUCUUCGUGAUCGACAGCUCCCGCAGCGUGCGCCCCUUCGAGUUCGAGACCAUGCGGCGCUUCAUGAUCGACAUCAUCGGCAACCUGGACGUGGGCCCCAACGCCACGCGCGUGGGGGUGAUCCAGUACUCCAGCCAGGUGCAGAACAUCUUCUCCCUCAAGACCUUCUUCACACGGGAGGACAUGGAGAAGGCCAUCAACAGCAUCGUGCCGCUGGCCCAGGGCACCAUGACGGGGCUGGCCAUCCAGUACACCAUGAAUGUGGCCUUCACGGUGCAGGAGGGCGCGCGCCCGCCGCACAAGAAGAUCCCCCGCAUCGCCAUCGUGGUGACCGACGGACGGCCCCAGGACCGGGUCACCGAGGUGGCCACGCAGGCCCGGGAUGCUGGCAUCGAGAUUUACGCGGUGGGCAUCCAGCGGGCAGACAUGACCUCGCUGCGGGCCAUGGCCUCGCCGCCGCUGGAGGAGCACGUCUUCCUCGUGGAGUCCUUCGAGCUCAUCCGGCAGUUCGGGAAGCAGUUCCAGGACAAGCUGUGCGGGGUGGACAUGUGUGUGGAGCGCGACCACGGCUGCCAGCACAGCUGCGUCAGCACCCCCGGCUCCUUCUACUGUGAAUGCAACCCCGGCUACCAGCUCAACGCAGACAGAAAGACCUGCUCCCCCAUCGAUGCGUGUGCCGACGGGAGGCACGGCUGUGAGCACCAGUGCGUCAGCGCUCGUGGGUCUUACUCGUGCCGCUGCCGUGCAGGUUACUACCUCAACCAGGACAAGAGGACCUGCAGCAUGAUUGAUUAUUGCAGCUUUGGGAACCACAGCUGCCAGCACGAGUGUGUGAGCAUCCCCAGCGGGCACCGCUGCCGCUGCCACCGCGGCUUCACACUGCAGCCCGACGGCAGCUCCUGCAGGGCCACCGACCUCUGCAACGGAGUGGAUCACGGCUGCAAGUUCAAGUGCGUGACCAGCGAGGGCUCGUACCACUGCGUGUGCCCCGAGGGGCAGCAGCUCCAGGCUGACGGGAAGGGGUGCAGCCGGUGCGGGGCUGGGCACGUUGACCUGGUGAUGGUGAUCGAUGGCUCCAAGAGCGUCCGGCCCCAGAACUUCGAGCUGGUGAAGCAGUUUGUGAACCGCAUCGUGGACCUGCUGGAGGUGUCCCCGCAGGGCACGCGGGUGGGGCUGGUGCAGUACUCCAGCCGUGUCCGCACCGAGUUCCCCCUCAACAAGUACCACAGCGCGGACGAGAUCAAGGAGGCUGUGAUGAAGGUGGAGUACAUGGAGAAAGGCACCAUGACCGGCCUUGCCCUCAAGCACAUGGUAGAGCACAGCUUCUCUGAGCUGGAAGGGGCCAGGCCCCUCUCCCACAACGUACCCAGAAUCGGGCUGGUCUUCACAGAUGGGCGCUCCCAGGACGACAUCUCUGAGUGGGCCAGGAGAGCAAAGGAGUCAGGCAUUGUCAUGUUCGCCGUGGGUGUCGGCAAGGCAGUGGAAGAGGAGCUGCGGGCCAUCGCCUCCGAGCCGGUGGAGCAGCACUUCUCCUACUCGGCAGACUUCACCACCAUGACCCACCUGGUGGAGAACUUCAAGCUGAACAUCUGCCCAGAGGAGGGCAGAGGGGAGACAGAGAUCCGGAGCCCAUGUGAGUGCGAGGCGCUGGUGCAGUUCCAGACGAACACCGUGGCCAUCCUGCAGAGCCUGACCGAGAGGAUUGCUCAGAUGACGGCCAGACUGGAAGCCUUGGAGAAGCAGAUUGCCCUCAAGAAGUGAUCCUCGCAGAGAGCCGCGGUGCUCGGGGAGGGCACAGGGACCUCCGGUAGCUACGUGGAGCUGUUAUUGCUAGAUUAUGUGUAAAGCAUCGUUGUUUGUUCUUGUAUCACAAAAUCACGAGGGGACGUGGAGUGUAUUUAAAAAAAAAGGAAAAAAAAAAAAAAAGAACUUGAGCAGAAGCCUUGCCACAAAGCAAAUGGGCUGAGCCCUUGCAGUUGCCUCGUUCCCCCAGCCUGAGAUGAGCUGGGCACUGGAAGAGGAGAUGUGGUGCAGCUCCUACAGCACCUGGCUCCAGCCCCAGUGCUCACCAAGGUGCUUUGUGAGAGAAAAACCCGGCGGUGAGGGCACCCGGAGAGCUGCUGUGGGCAGGGCGAGCCCAAGCUGCCGGCAGCAUGGGGCUGGACGGGGUGUAAGGGGCGUAAGCCCCUUGGCUGUGGGGACACAGCCCCAGCGUGCACCCAUGGGAGAGAGGGCAUCAGGAUCCCCUCGUCCCUGUUUUGGCAGGAUUGUUUGGGAAUUGGUCAUUAUCUUGUGAUUUUGUUUUUGUUUUUGUUUUUGUUUUUUUCAUCACAUAGCAAAAUGGUAAUAAUUCUUUCUAUAAAUAUCUACGUGUGUGUACAUAUAUAUUUCAUGUCGAGAGCAGGGUAGUGCUAUUUUUAAACACUUAUUUUAUAUAUGGAAAUUUCUAUCUUGACAAUAAACACCCUGGAGAUUUGUA
Messenger RNA from Anas platyrhynchos (mallard), 2734 nucleotides. It is a transcript of the gene MATN4, whose product is annotated as matrilin 4. NCBI's taxonomy places the organism in Eukaryota, Metazoa, Chordata, Aves, Anseriformes, Anatidae. The record is from RefSeq and is a predicted model, not a curated record. Gene Ontology annotation, molecular function: calcium ion binding.